This is a messenger RNA of Candidula unifasciata, 3252 nucleotides long. The record is from the annotation of a GenBank genome assembly. NCBI's taxonomy places the organism in Eukaryota, Metazoa, Mollusca, Gastropoda, Stylommatophora, Geomitridae.
AUGAACGUCGAGGCAUAUGGCCCCAACUCUCAGACAUUAACCUUCUUGGAAACGGAAGAGAACGAUUUACUGGGGGCCGACACACAAGGCUCGGAGUUUGACUUCACCGAUUUCACCCUGCCGUCCCAGACGCAGUCGCAGACUCAACAUUCACACCACCAGGAUGAUGAUAACAGCGGUCUUAACCACAACAAAAACCAUGUACUUCAGAUAAAUGGGGUGGACCAUAUUUUGGAAAAUGGAGUGAUUGAUACAAAAGUGUCGGCCAUUAGCCACGGUGUUGGGGAACUCAACUUUGAGGAGGAGCCCGAUGAGAACCAGUUCUACUUGAAGGAUUUGCCGGUUCAUGCUUGCACGUACUGUGGCAUUCAUGAUCCUGCUUGUGUGGUCUUCUGCAAUGCCACUAAAAAAUGGUUUUGUAACGGUAGAGGCAACACCUCUGGAAGCCACAUCAUCAACCAUCUGGUUAGAGCCAAGGCGAAAGAAGUGACCUUGCACAAAGAUGGGCCCCUGGGAGAAACUGUGCUGGAGUGCUACAACUGUGGCUGCCGAAACGUCUUCCUGCUGGGGUUUAUCCCUGCCAAAGCCGAGUCUGUGGUGGUGCUGCUGUGUAGGACACCCUGUGCCAACUUGAGCACACUCAAGGACAUGAACUGGGACCCCAGCCAGUGGCAGCCACUGAUCAACGACCGCUCGUUCCUCUCCUGGCUGGUGAAGAUGCCCAGUGAGCAGGAACAACUGAGGGCCAGGCAGAUUACAGCCCAGCAGAUCAACAAGCUGGAGGAGUUGUGGAAGGAUAACCCAGACGCAAAACUGGAAGAUUUAGAGAGAACUGGUUUGGAUGAAGAGCCGACACAGGUGCAGCUCAGGUAUGAUGAUGCCUACCAGUAUCAGAACAUCUUUGGCCCCCUUGUCAAGCUGGAAGCAGACUAUGAUAAAAGACUGAAGGAGUCGCAGACGCAGGACAACAUUGUUGUUCGAUGGGACACUGGUCUCAACAAGAAACGCAUUGCCUAUUUUUGUCUGUCCAAGGCUAAUGAUGAAAUGAAACUGAUGCACGGUGACGAGCUCAAACUUCGUUACGCUGGAGAGCUGCAGAAACCUUGGUCCAGCGUUGGCCAUGUCAUCAAAAUCCCAGACAACCACAGUGAUGAGGUUGCCAUCGAACUCAGAAUGCAGUCUGCACUGAAGACAUUUGCCGUCGAUGAGACCUCUGUAUGGGGCUACAUCUACCACAAGCUGCUGGGUCACGAAGUAGAAGACAUUGCACUCAAGUGCACACUUCCCAAACGAUUCUCUGCUCCCGGCCUCCCAGAGCUGAACCACUCGCAGGUGUAUGCAGUCAAAACUGUUCUGCAGAGACCUCUCAGCCUCAUUCAGGGCCCCCCAGGAACUGGCAAGACUGUGACCUCUGCCACGGUGGUCUACCACCUGGUGAAGCAGAACAAUGGCCCUGUGCUGGUGUGUGCCCCGUCCAACAUCGCAGUCGACCAGCUGACGGAGAAGAUCCACAAGACAGGUCUCAAGGUUGUUCGUCUGUGUGCCAAGUCCAGAGAAGCCAUAGAUUCGCCGGUGUCCUUCCUGGCCCUGCAUAACCAGAUACGGAGUCUGGACACUGUUCCUGAGCUGAACAAGCUCCAACAGCUGAAAGAUGAGACUGGAGAACUCUCCUCAGGUGACGAGAAAAGAUACAGGUCGUUAAAGAAACAAUGUGAGAAGGAACUGCUACAGGCUGCGGAUGUCAUUUGUUGCACCUGUGUGGGUGCAGGUGAUCCACGUCUGGCCAGGCUGCAGUUCAGCUCUGUCCUCAUUGAUGAAAGCACACAAGCUACGGAGCCUGAGUGUAUGAUUCCUGUUGUCUUGGGAUGCAGACAGUUGAUCCUGGUGGGGGACCACUGCCAGCUGGGGCCAGUAGUGAUGUGCAAGAAAGCAGCCCGUGCCGGACUCUCCCAGUCUCUCUUUGAGAGGCUGGUCGUGCUGGGCAUCCGACCCAUCAGGCUUCAAGUCCAGUACCGCAUGCACCCAGCUCUGAGCAACUUCCCAUCCAACAUCUUCUAUGAGGGAUCUCUGCAGAAUGGAGUCACUGCUGCUGACCGUACGGGUGCUGGGCUAGAUUUUCCUUGGCCUCAGCCAGACAAGCCCAUGUUUUUCUACAGCACCUUUGGCACGGAAGAGAUUUCCAGCUCUGGGACUUCUUAUUUGAACCGAACUGAGGCAGCAAACAUUGAGAAGCUGGCCACCAAACUUCUUCGAGCCGGGGUCAAACCCCAGCAGAUAGGGAUCAUUACUCCGUACGAGGGUCAGCGGGCGUAUCAAGUACAGCACAUGCAGUAUAAUGGAUCAUUGAACAAGAAACUCUACCUGGAGAUUGAGGUGGCAAGUGUUGAUGCUUUCCAAGGACGAGAGAAGGACUUCAUCCUCUUGUCCUGCGUCAGGUCAAAUGAGCACCAGGGCAUUGGCUUCCUGAAUGAUCCUCGCCGCCUGAACGUGGCUCUGACCCGUGCCAGAUAUGGAGUAAUCAUUGUUGGAAACCCAAAAAUAUUGUCACGACAAUCCUUGUGGUGCCACCUGCUGACCUUCUAUAGGGAUCAGAAGUGCCUGGUAGAAGGCCCGCUGUCCAGCCUGAAGGAGUGCUUCGUCAACAUCAGCAAGCCUCGCAAGCUUGUCAACACCACCAACCCGGGUGGCCGCUUCAUGAGCAACACCAUGUUUGAUGCUAGGGAGCUCUUGGUCCCUGGAAGUGCAUACGACAGAGCAAAUAACUCUUACCGUGAGCCAGUGCUGCACACCCACGACCAGCUAGGCUUCAUCGGACCAGACAGGGCCUACACCAGGUCAGCCAUGAACAUCCCAGUGCCAGUCAACAUGUUUCUGCCACACCCUGUGCCACCGCAAUUCAACCACGGCAGAUCCCAGCAAGGGAAUGCUAAAAAUCGCUGGAGUGGAAGUCGCCAGCAGAAAUCUGGCAAGAACAGUGUCACCAGUAACUCUCAGAGUCAGGCUAGCCAGGAUUUCUCCCAGGGCCCGCUGACACAAGGAAACACGGCCAGUCAGCACUUCCAGAUGAGCCAGGGACUCAGCGGCCUCUCCCAGCCAGGUCUUAGCGGGUUGUCCCAGGCAGAACUGUCCCAGGAUAGCUUCAUGGCAGACGACUACCGUUCUCAGAUGGAUGUCUUGCUGUCCCAGGACUCCACGUACCAGGGAGACCGCCUUUAUCUGGCCUCCCAGCUCUCUCAGGGGCCAUUCAACUAG